This is a messenger RNA of Pistacia vera, 1574 nucleotides long. RefSeq names its product serine carboxypeptidase-like 13. Bases 19 to 1455 code for a protein of 478 amino acids. The transcript is spliced from 14 exons. The record is from RefSeq and is a predicted model, not a curated record. Gene Ontology annotation, biological process: proteolysis; secondary metabolic process. Lineage: Eukaryota; Viridiplantae; Streptophyta; Magnoliopsida; Sapindales; Anacardiaceae. Gene Ontology annotation, molecular function: serine-type carboxypeptidase activity; acyltransferase activity, transferring groups other than amino-acyl groups.
UCUUCAUUUCUUGCAACGAUGGCAACACUGAAAGCAAACCCCUCUUCCAAAUGUUUCAAAAUUUGUUUCCAAGUGCUUCUCCUACUUAUUUUCUCUAUCAUUUUUGCUUCUGCAGGAAAUAUCAUCACCCAUCUCCCUGGUUUUGAUGGUGAACUUCCCUUCUACCUCGAAACUGGAUAUAUUGGUGUUGGGGAAUCGAAUGAGUCGCAAUUGUUUUACUACUUUGUGGAGUCACAGAGGAGUCCUUCACUUGAUCCUCUUAUGCUUUGGCUCACUGGUGGACCUGGUUGCUCUGCUCUCUCUGCUUUCUUCUAUGAAAGUGGUCCAGUUGCUUUUAAUUAUUCUAAUUACAAUGGGAGUUUACCAUCACUCCAACUUAACCCUGAUACAUGGACUCAGGGCAUCAACAUUAUAUAUGUAGAUGCACCAGUUGGCACUGGUUUCUCUUACUCAACAACCCAAGAAAAUUACUAUCUUAAUGAUACAAAAUCUGCCGCACAAACCUACGAGUUCUUGAGAAAGUGGCUCCUUGAGCAUCCACAGUUCUUAACAAAUCAAUUUUUCAUUGGGGGCGAUUCUUAUUCUGGCAUUUCUGUUCCAAUGAUAGUUCAACAUAUACUUGAUGGAAAGAACGAAGGAUUUAAGCCAACCAUAAACCUAAAAGGAUACAUACUUGGAAAUCCAAAGACGGAUGAUUAUAUUGACAGCAAUUCAUUAGUACCAUUUGCAUUUGGAGUAGCACUCAUACCACCUGAACUUUAUCUUGCUGCAAAAUAUUACUGCAAUGGAGAUUAUGUCAACAUAAAUGAAAGCAAUACUAAUUGUGUAACAGCCAUUGAUGAAUUCGACCAGUUGGUUCUUCAAAUAAAUACUCUGAAUAUUUUGGAACCACGUUGCUAUUCUACUAAACCAAGAAAAAGUAUUGAAGGAAGAAGAUCAGCUGAAGAGAUUGAGCCUGAUGAAAUUCCCCUGUCAGAAAUUAAAUCUGGAAAUGCGUAUUGGUGCAGGGGGUAUAAUUAUGUGCUAUCUGCCGUUUGGGCUAAUGCUGAAAUUGUCCGAGAAGCUCUCCAUGUGAGAAAGGACACAAAAGGAGUGUGGAAAAUGUGCAAUAUUUCUGGCCUAGCUUAUACACAGACUCAAUUAAGUAGUGUUGGUUAUCAUAAAAAUUUUACAAAGUCAAGCCUUCGAGCUCUCAUUUUCAGUGGUGAUCACGAUUUCAAUAUUCCACACAUUGCCACACAAACUUGGAUUCGUUCGCUUAAUUUGACUAUAAAUGAAAAUUGGCGAGCAUGGUUUGUAGAGGGUCAAGUUGCCGGAUACACAGAGGAGUUAAUUAGUAGUGCCUUUACUCUUAUAUAUGCUACAGUGAAGGGUGCUGGUCAUAUUGCUCCAGAGUACAAACCGAAGGAAUGUUAUAGAAUGAUGGAUCGAUUCAUGGCGUAUUACCCUCUGUAAUUUUUAUUAGUUGCAGCUUAAGAAUUUCGGUCACACUUUGUAUAAGCAUAAAUUUUAGUAUAAGCUCUUAAUAACCUUAAGAGAACUGUGGAACUGAAGCCAAUUUUGUUGUACAAGUA